Microplitis mediator is the source of this 5090-nucleotide messenger RNA. Its product is annotated as single Ig IL-1-related receptor-like. The transcript has 7 exons. The coding region runs from base 766 to 2325 and encodes 519 amino acids. NCBI's taxonomy places the organism in Eukaryota, Metazoa, Arthropoda, Insecta, Hymenoptera, Braconidae. Gene Ontology annotation, biological process: signal transduction. The record is from RefSeq and is a predicted model, not a curated record.
CAAGUCUGUACACGCUACCACACCGGUUUGCGAUAGUUGCUAACCACGCUAUGCAAACCCGGCGUUCUUUUUGUCAGUGAGUACAUGUUGCAACUCAAGUUUUAGUUUCGUAUUCAGUUGCACGUCAACGUUCACUCAGUGAGGUUCUGUAAUUCUCCGUAACUUAAUCUGUGCUUUUGCGUUGAUGCUUAAAACACCAAAACUAAACUUUUAUUUUAUUUAAAUUUUAUAAAAACAAAUUCAACACAAUAUUUAAAAAUUUGAAAGUGUGCUGUCGUAAAUUAUUUAACAAUUAAACAAAUUUACGUAAUUAUAAAUAAUAACAAACAUUACCAUGUUUUCGUUACAUGCUGAAUUAACUUAAAAAAUUAAAGCAAGAUUAAAUCGUGAGGUUAAAAGUGUGUGUUUUAAAUAUAAUUAUUUCCGGAGUCUUGAUAAUAUUUAAAAGUGUCAGUGAGGAUAAUUUAAACGGGUUUAUGUGAAGAAUAUCGCGUGUGCAAACAAACGACGAUCAACGACCACGACGGUGUGUACCGACAAAUAGACAAACAUAUCUUGGUUAUAAGUUUAAACCGAGUAAACAUAAGAAAGUCGUGAUCCCGCGAAAAAAAAAUAUUUUUUAAAAAUUCACUUUGACAAUUUUGCCGCCGAAACUAAAAAUGUCUCUUAAAUAUUACACUUAAUUAUUAAUGGUUAAUAUUUACUGAGAAGAUAAAUAAUAUAUUUAAAUUUAAAUUUAAAAAUUAGUGGUAAAAAAAAGUAACCAUGGCAAAGAGCAGAAUAAUUUUAUCAAGGUGCUGUAUAUAUUAUAUACAUGCGCUCGUGAUGUUUAGUAUGAUUGUAUUAGUUAUCGCAGGACCUCCACCUCCACGUGACGACGAACUCGAGGAGUACUGCUUAAUGCACAGGUUCGAUAAAUUGCCGGGUGGUCUGAGAUUUACUAAAGAAGUUGUUAGCACAGAGUAUGCUAAUGUCGGGGCAUUUAAAGCGAUACAUUGCUGUCUACGCGGUUACAGGAGUAUUGAAUGGUAUAAAGAUGAUAGACCAUACCCGUGGCCAGGGGCACUGAGUCAUUUUAUUUUGUUCCCGGAGAGUGCCAAUCAAACAAUUUAUACACGUGCUGCUAGAGUUUCUGAUGCUGGAAUUUAUUCAUGCAGAGCUAGAAAUGAUACUGAUACAUUAUCUAGUGAUAUUAGUUUAGGAAUUGUCGGAGAAGACUCGAGUGGAUACACGGGAAAGCCAUUACCCACGUAUAAGCCAAUAUCUCAGUUGGUGCCUUUUGGAGAUGCGGCGCGGCUCUUUUGCGAGGCUUACUUAGGCAAAGUUGAUUUACCAGACGCUAAAAAUUCAGUUACUUGGACAAAAGCUGGAAGUAAUAUUACUUUUUCAAAUACCGGAAGAGUAUCGAAUCAUCGUGUAUCCCGAGAAGACGAUCAAAUUGUUGGAUGUUACUUGGAAAUUGAAUCAACGAUACCAGAGGAUUAUGGCGAGUAUGAAUGCCGAAUCAGCAACGGCGCGGAUGAGGAGAUGACGCUAUCAGCUUACAUUUAUCGUCGAGAACCUCAUUUCGACUUUGGACUACGCUCAGGCUCAUGGAGAAAAGCUCUGUUAUUUGCAGUCCUAGGUCUCGUUCUAUUUGUAUCUAUUGGCGCAUUUUUCGUCAGAUGUUGGCUCCCAAUGGCUGUUAUUUGUCAUAAUAAAUUCCAAAAAUCCACAGAAAAUGAUGGUAAAGAAUUUGAUGCAGUAGUUUGUUAUCAUGAAAAAGAUGCAGCACUUGCAGUCAACACACUGAUACCUACUUUAAAGACAAAGUAUAAUUACAAAUGUUCGACACUUGAAUUAACGCAUUUGACUCGUAACUGGAAUUUGGAAAUAGGAUCAAGUGCUUCGUCAUCUCGCAGAGUAAUUGUAAUAUUAAGUCCGAAUGCGCUCGAAAAUGAAUGGACAGAUACUAAAGUAACUCAAGCAUUGAAACAACUGUCUCUGAUAUCAAACCAAGUAGUUGUUAUUAUUUUAAAUGAACUGUCAAACGUAGCAGCUUUUGCUAAAUCCACUGGACACUGUGUCGACGCAGCCUGUGCAGAUGGAAUUGUCCUUGACAAAAUGACCAUACUGAGAUGGAAAGUUGAUUCUGAAAAAGACACCGGCGGUUAUAAAUUUUGGUGUAGACUCAGACUGGCUCUGCCCCCCGUAAGAUCAACACCCACAGAAUCCUCGCCGGAUUUUCAAACGAGGUGUCAAUCUGUUGCUAUGAUCGUACAAAAUAAUAAUAAAUCCACUCCACAAAAGACUCAAUCUCGUGAGAGCUUAGAAGUGCUCGUGUAAAAUUUUUUUAAAUUAUAUUCUGUCAUGUUUCAUAUUAAAACUUUUUUUUUACUUAUUACUUUGUAGAUUCAUUGUAAUAUUAAUAUUAUAUUUUUUUUUAGUCAGUAAAAAUUAUUGUAAAUAUUUAAGUCUAAGUCUUAGCGUAUGAUGUUGCAAGUUGCCUGCUAAAUUUCUUUUUUUUCUAUAUUUAUUAUUUAAUUACAAAAAAUAUUUAUCUUAAUUAUUUUUACGUAAGUUUACUUCCGCUUAUUACGAGCGACUAAAGAAAUAUUUCCAAAUAAUUGGAAGCAUUAAAUGAUUGAUAAUUUUAACAACUACUUUUUAUUUUUGAAGUGAAAAAAAAAAAUGUAAUGAACUUUUUUAAAGGCUGUUUUUUUGGAAAAAAUUAUCGUUUUAAUUUAAUUAAGACAAAAGUAUUUUAAUACUUUGUAUAGUUUUAUAUAAAACAUCAUAAACGUCAUCCAAAUGAAUUUUAUUUUUUUUUUGCGCGUAAACGUUAUCUUACUGCCAGUAUUAUAAAAAAAAAAUGUUAAAAAAACUUAUGUAUACUGUAAGUAAAAGAUGUGUUUAGACAAGAUAUUUACUUAUAUAUAAAUAGUCAGAGUAAAAUUGUAAAUUAUAAAAAAAAUCCAUAAAAAAGAUUUUGUUUUCGGGUAAAUAAAAUGUACGUACGGAAUAGAAUAUUAUUUUUAAUGAAUCAUAAGCUCAAGCGUACGUACUAGUAAUUUCAAAAAAUAAAACGAACGUUUUUUUAAUAGAGAAAAAAAAUCUACGUAAAUAAAUAAACAAAUAUGAGUAUUAUAAAUAUAUUAUUAAUUAUAAUAUGAUUUUAAAUGUAUACGCUUUUGUUAUUAUCUUUAUUACUUUAGGCACUUGUACUUGGGAAUAAAUUUCUCAUUUAAUCUUUUAUUUUAUUUUAUUUUUUUUACUUUCCCGUUUAUUGUUUAUAUUAUUAUUAUUUUUACUAGUGAAUAAGAUAAAGUUAAUAAACUAAAUUUACAUUUAAUGUACAGCGUUAAUUAUUUUAUCAUUUUUCUUGGAGUUAUUAAUGAAUCAACUGAAUGAUUAUUAAACUUAAAAAUAAUAAUAGUUGACAGAUUUAUUAUUUUUGUACAACGUUUCGUUCUGUCGGAACUUUAUCAAGUGCUGAUUAUUAUGAUUAUAUCGUAUAGUUAUGGUCAUUCUCAGACAGUGCUCCCACUUUCUAAAAUAUUCAAUGACUUAAUUGUAAUGAAAGUAUUAAAAUUUUGAUAAUUUAAAAAAAGUUUGAGCAUUAAUUUAAAAAAGGACAAUUUCGCUGAGAUAUAGACCUAAGAAAAAAUUACAGUCGCUAUCAAUUAGGAGUUGAACAAAAUUUGAAAAUUGGAAUUAUAAAAUUGACAUGAAGAUUUUACUGAAAUUUACUCAACAAAUUUUUUUUAAUUCCAAAUUAAUAUCAAUUGUCAGUAAUUUUUUUUUUUUAAAUUCAUAUCUCAGCAAAAUUGUUCUUUUUUCAACUAAUGCUUUAAUUUAUUGAUAAAACUUUAAUACGCUUAUGAAAAUUGAGUCAUUAAAAAUUUUUAAAAAGUGGAGACUGAAAAUGGCCUCAAAAAUUAAUCAAAAUUUAACCUUCUUAUUAAAUUUACUCUCCAGUCUAAAAUUAAAAAAUAAUGUAUAGUAUACGGAAAAAAAUAGUAGUGGUUAUUCUCUCCUGAUUAAAUAUAUUCAUUGAAAAGGACUGAAAAUUAUUUCAAUUCUUUUCAAUUUCACGGAGGUUUUGGAAAGUAUUGAAUGGAAUUGAAAUUUCGAUCAUUUGAAUACUUUCUAAUUCUUAAAAUGGAAUUCAGAAGUAUUGAAAAGAAUUCAAUUUUUUAUCAUUUCAAUACCUUCCAAUAUGGAAUUAUUUUGGUAUUGAGAAGGAUUCAGAAAGAUUCAAAAAUUUCAAUUCAUUUGAAUUCUUUUCAAUCUUGCACUCGAUCCGAAAUAUCGAACUAUUUUGGUAUUGAAAAGGAUUCAAAAAUUUCAAUUCUUUUCAAUCCCAUACGUGACUCUAAAAUUCGAAACUUUUUUGGUAUUGAAAAGUAUUCAGAAAGAUUAAAAAUAUCAAUUUAUUUGAAUCUUUUCCAAUUCCUCGGAAGUUUAGAAAUUCUUAUAUUAUUUUGGAAUUGAAAAGUAUUAAUUUUAUGUCCAAAUGAGAACCUUGGGUUAUAGAAAGUAUUCAAAAGGAUUCAAUUCUCAUCUUUUUCAAUACUUUUCAAUGAUCAUUUUUAAUCAGGGCUGGGAUAGUACUGAGUACUUUCUGUAAAAAAAAAUUGUAGACAGUACUGUAUGCUAUCUAGACUGAAUCCACUACUGCCCGGGAUAGUACUCAGUACUAUCCAGAGAACAGUGGAUAUAGUCUAGAUAACAUACAGUACUGUUUAAAAUUUUUUUUUACAGAAAGUACCCUACUAUCCCAGAGAGUAGCCACUACUAUUUUUUUUCCGUGUAUAUAUUUAAUUAUUCUAUUUCUGGUUACAGUAUUUCUAAAAUUCCGAAAGGAACGAAAAGUUAUACAAAAAUAGUAAAUAAAUUAUUAAAUAACAAACUUGUUCAAAAAAUUUCCUGCUACUAUUAAUUCAUGAAGAUGGACAUGAGCCAACGUAAUUAAUAAUAAAAAUGUCAUUAAAAUAACUUAGACACUAAUAAAUAAAUCAAUUUUUUUGACAGUAAAUUAUUGUGAUGAAAAAUGAUUUAAUUUACUUAAUUAUGCAUUACAAUUUCGUUAAUUAAUUUUUUUUUCUUGU